Messenger RNA from Pleuronectes platessa (European plaice), 920 nucleotides. RefSeq names its product placenta-specific gene 8 protein. Bases 94 to 582 code for a protein of 162 amino acids. The transcript has 4 exons. Lineage: Eukaryota; Metazoa; Chordata; Actinopteri; Pleuronectiformes; Pleuronectidae. The record is from RefSeq and is a predicted model, not a curated record.
AUGUCCACUUUUUAUCCGGGUUCAGAGCUGGCAACAGGACGUGCUGGCAACAGGACGUGCUCGGCUUGGUCAGGUUCAUCAAUCUAACAUCCAAUGGCAGCACAACCUUUGAGAGAGUGGAAAACUGGUCUCUUUGACUGCUUCGAGGACGCGAGUACUUGUUGCUAUGGCUUCUGGUGCUGCCCUUGCCUCGCCUGCACGGUUUCAGGAAGAUUCGGAGAGAACAGUUGCCUCCCAUUAUGCGACUUGUGCAGCCCGGCUAUGUUUGUUCUCUGUGGGAUCCCUCUAUUUGCUCCCCCUGCAUCCGUGACUCUCCGGUCCUCCAUUCGGAGCAGACACGGCAUCAAGGGCUCCAUCUGUGAUGACAUCGCCAUUUCCUGUUUCUGUUUGACCUGCUCCUGGUGUCAGAUGCAUCGUGAGAUAAAAGACAACAACAAGGACCGCGUGGUCAUCAUCAACAAUCAGCCGGCGCCAGUGAUGAUGAUGGCUCAACCCACUAUGAUGAUGGCACAACCCCCUAUGAUGAUGGCUCAACCCCCUAUGGUUGUGAGCCAACAUGGGGUCACCGUGACGUCAUACUGAGAUUUGCAGCUUCUCCAUAACAAUUUCGGAUCUGAAUUUUUAAUUCUGAUCAGAUCCUGCUGCUGAUUGACUUGAGGGUGAAAAGAAUAAUCACAUGGAUAGAUUAAUAACAUAAUAAUAGAGUUGGGCCUCUGUUAUAGUACCUCAUUUCAUUUUUUUAUUGUGUCAAAUACAAAUUGAAGAAAUGUAUCAUUCAAAGUCAAAAGGUGGUUUCAGUUCAAUCUGAAAUGUGGAGGUUAAUCAACCCGAUCUGAUCAAUAGGACGUCAUUUCACAUUUAAAAUAAAAAUAAUUUAAAUUAUUUGUAUUUUAAUCAUUCUUAAUAAACGAUUUUAUUUA